AUGGCGAUCCAGAAGAAGCAUGGUAAAGGUCGUUUGGAUAAGUGGUACCGCCUUGCCAAAGAGAAAGGGUAUCGAGCUCGUGCUGCGUUCAAGUUGGUCCAGCUGAACAAAAAAUAUGGCUUUUUGGAAAAGAGUAAAGUCCUUCUGGAUCUUUGUGCUGCGCCUGGUUCCUGGUGUCAAGUAGCUGCAGAAUGUAUGCCUGCACAGAGUAUCAUCGUCGGUGUUGAUCUCGCCCCCAUCAAACCCAUCCCUCGAGUGAUCAGCUUCCAAAGCGACAUCACAACGGAAAAAUGUCGCGCUACGAUUCGAUCGCACCUGAAACACUGGAAGGCGGAUACGGUUCUCCACGACGGUGCGCCCAACGUCGGUACGGCCUGGGUUCAAGAUGCGUUCUCUCAGGCGGAGCUGGUGUUGCAAUCGAUGAAACUGGCUACCGAGUUCUUGGCCGAGGGCGGUACCUUCGUCACCAAGGUCUUCCGAUCGAAAGACUACAACCCUCUUCUAUGGGUCUUCAAGCAGUUGUUCACCUCCGUCGAGGCCACGAAACCUCCCUCUUCUCGAAACGUCUCUGCCGAAAUUUUCGUCGUCUGCCGCGGCUUCAAGGCCCCCAAGCGUCUCGAUCCGAAGUUCCUCGACCCCAAGCAUGUGUUCGCCGAAUUGGCCGAUCCCACUCCCAAUAACGAGGCGAAGGUGUUCAACCCCGAAAAGAAGAAGCGUAAGAGAGAGGGUUACGAGGAGGGUGACUACACCCAGUACAAGGAAAUCCCAAUCACCGACUUCGUCAACACCACGGAUCCGAUCGCUAUCUUGGGAACAGUCAACAAACUCAGUUUCUCAGAACCACCAGGCGGUGAUAUCGGCCUGGCUACGAUCAACCGACUCGAAGAAACAACAGACGAAAUAAAGGUCUGCUGCGAGGAUCUAAAGGUGUUGGGUAAGAAGGAAUUCCGCAACCUGCUCCGAUGGCGUCUCAAGGUUCGCGAGAAGUUCGGUCUCAUCGUGAGGAAGGGUCAGCAUAAGAAAGAGGAGCCUCAAGAAGAAGUGGCUGAGAUUGCCCCAAUGGACGAGGAACUGGCCAUCCAAGAAGAUUUGCAGCGACUUCGCGACAAGGAGAGUACAAGGACCAAGAAGGAGCGACGGAAAGAAAACGAAAAGAAGCGCAAGGAAAUUCUCCGCCUGCAGAUGCAUAUGACGACUCCUAUGGAUAUCGGUAUGGAGCAGCUGGGUCCCCUUGGUGAGGAUGCCACCUUUUCGCUCAGGCGCGCCCAGAGAGGAGGGGUCACGGACGAACUUACCUCCGGUAAAGAGGCGCCGGUGGAGAGUGAUAGUGAAGACUCUGAAUCCGAGCCCGAAGACGACGACAGCGAUGAAGAGGGUGAUCGAUUAGAGAGGGAGCUCGACUCUCUGUACGAGCGAUACCAAGAGCGCAAGGAGGACGGAGAUUCGAAAUUGAAAGCCAAGAAGGCCCGCAAGAACUACGAGGCCGACGAAUGGGAGGGAAUUUCGGAUUCGGACAAGGAGGGACUUUCGGAUGAGGAAUCUGACUCCGGGGCCCUUACUACAAACGGAGAGUUCUCCAAGGGCGGAGCCCUCUCCAACAACGCUGCCAUGUUCUUUGACCAAGACAUCUUCCAAGGUUUGGAGGAUGUGGAGGAUGUUGAGGACGAGGACGAGGAAGACGCCGCUGAAGUGAAGAAACAGAACAGCAAACAAAAGAGCAAGGACACUGUCGCGGAGAAAAAGACCUCCAAGGACGCGGCCAAGGACAAGAAGAAGAAGGCCAAAAAGACAGAUGACUUCUCAGAUGACGAGGAUGAUGAUGAUGAGGCCGCGGACCUGGGAGAGGAUCCCAGGAAGCAGAAUGGUCAGCUCGACAUCGAUAUCAUCACCGCGGAAGCUAUGUCAUUGGCUCAUCAGAUGGCCACCGGCGAGAAGAAAUCCCAGGACGUCAUUGAUGAUGGUUACAACCGGCUUGCGUUCCGAGACGUUGACGGUCUUCCCGACUGGUUCCUCGAUGACGAGGGCAAGCACAGCCUAGCAAACAAGCCCAUCAGCAAGGCAGCAGCCGCCGCUAUCAAGGAGAAACUGCGUGCCAUCAAUGCCCGACCGAUUAAGAAGGUGAUGGAAGCCAAGGGCCGCAAGAAGUUCAAGGCCGCACAGAGGUUGGAGAAGCUCCGGAAGAAGUCCGCACUGAUUGCCGAGGACGAAGGACUCAGCGAGAAGGACAAGUCGCAGACCAUCUCCAGACUGAUGAGCCGGGCCACCAAGAAGAAGCCCAAGCAGCAAGUGAAGCUGGUUGUUGCCAAGGGAAACAACAGGGGUAUUUCUGGCCGUCCCAAGGGAGUCAAGGGCAAGUACAAGAUUGUGGAUUCUCGGAUGAAGAAGGAUAUCCGGGCGCAAAAGCGCCUUGCGGCGAAGAAGAAAUAA
Messenger RNA from Aspergillus affinis, 2427 nucleotides. RefSeq names its product rRNA methyltransferase spb1 (gene spb1). Gene Ontology annotation, cellular component: preribosome, large subunit precursor; nucleus; nucleolus. Bases 1 to 2427 code for a protein of 808 amino acids. The transcript is spliced from 4 exons. Gene Ontology annotation, biological process: maturation of LSU-rRNA from tricistronic rRNA transcript (SSU-rRNA, 5.8S rRNA, LSU-rRNA); rRNA methylation; maturation of 5.8S rRNA from tricistronic rRNA transcript (SSU-rRNA, 5.8S rRNA, LSU-rRNA). Lineage: Eukaryota; Fungi; Ascomycota; Eurotiomycetes; Eurotiales; Aspergillaceae. Gene Ontology annotation, molecular function: rRNA (uridine-2'-O-ribose)-methyltransferase activity; rRNA (guanine) methyltransferase activity. The record is from RefSeq and is a predicted model, not a curated record.